GUAAACAGAUGUAUUUUGAAAUAUAAAACCCCCCACCAAAAACCGAGAUAAUAAAUCCGCACUUAAAAAAUGGCGACUACCAUAGUGGUGCAGGGGAGAAAAAGUCGGCGAGAUGUCGUAGCUUACAGUGAGUUGGCUGUUCGUCAGAAUGCAGCCAUCAUUGAUUACUGCCGAACAUCAUUGUCAGCACUGUCAGGAGCAACAGCUGGAAUUCUGGGAUUGACUGCACUUUAUGGUUUUGCAUUCUACUUUAUUACUGCAUUAUUAUUGUCGAUAAUGCUUCUGUUGAAGGCAGGAUCUCGGUGGCACAGCCAGUUUGUCAAUCGGAGGACGCUGCUCAUCAGUGGUGUGUUUGGCGGACUAUUUACAUAUGUAUUGUUCUGGACAUUUUUAUACGGGAUGGUUCACGUCUACUAGACUCCUCAUUUCAACAUGCUGGUCAGAUCGUCAUUUGUUUAUCAUUAAACAGUUUUUGUAAAUAUGCAAUAAAAUAUUUAAUACA
Messenger RNA from Gigantopelta aegis, 502 nucleotides. Its product is annotated as ER membrane protein complex subunit 6-like. Gene Ontology annotation, cellular component: membrane; EMC complex; endoplasmic reticulum. The record is from RefSeq and is a predicted model, not a curated record. Lineage: Eukaryota; Metazoa; Mollusca; Gastropoda; Neomphalida; Peltospiridae. The transcript is spliced from 5 exons. Gene Ontology annotation, biological process: protein folding in endoplasmic reticulum; autophagosome assembly. The coding region runs from base 70 to 417 and encodes 115 amino acids.